Cryptomeria japonica (Japanese cedar) is the source of this 1440-nucleotide messenger RNA. RefSeq lists its product as uncharacterized. NCBI's taxonomy places the organism in Eukaryota, Viridiplantae, Streptophyta, Pinopsida, Cupressales, Cupressaceae. The record is from RefSeq and is a predicted model, not a curated record. The transcript is spliced from 2 exons. The coding region runs from base 1 to 1440 and encodes 479 amino acids.
AUGGGGUAUGAGGUGGAUGCAAAUACACUUGAUGCAUUCGCUCAACACUUGUUGAGUCAGUUGGUAGAUGAGAAAGAAGAAAGGUUCGGUACAUACAAAGAGAAGGAUCUUGAUUUGCAAAAGAAGUUUACUGAACCGACAAGGAAGAGGAAAGUAAAGAAAGAAGUCAAGGAACUUGCAGAGAAAAUGGCAUUAUCAAAGGAGGUUGUGCAAAGGGAUAGAGAGAAAAACAUACUAAAGGAGGAAGACAUGGCCAAGCCUAAGAAAUCAAAAUCGGUUUCCACUCCUCCGAAGCAGUCAAAGACGAGGCAAUCCCAAUCUGUGCCUACCUCCGGUGUGCAAAAGUUUGUUCCUCCACCCAAGCCACAAACAACAUCAACCAGUGGAGCAAAGAAGAGAAAUAAAGAGAAACCAACAAGAAAAUAUGUAGCUGUAGAGGAAGAAACCCAAUCCGAUGAAGAGAUCAAAGAAGUAAAGAAGACAUCUACUUAUGUUAGAGUAGUGAAGAAGCCACAAUUCAGUGGAGCCCAGUUGUCAAAGAAGCCAAGAGCUGAAACUGAGUCAUCCAAAAGAGCCAGAGUGGGCAAGAAGCAGAAGUCAAAAUUGGAUGAAACUCUCAAAUCUGACAAAGUAGAACGUACAUAUGAAGUUGUGCCCCCAAUGACUCUGAAACAAGUAAUUGAUGAAGUACUAAAGGAUGGAAAUAUGUGCUUGUAUACUAUGAAAUUUUUUGAUGAUAAAGACCAAAGAGCUAUAGAGAAAGUAGUUGUUCAGUACAUGGAUAUUUAUAGUAAGAUGAAGUCACUAAAGAGACAAAUACAAUUUUUGAUAGAUCAAAGAAUUGAUGUGAACCCGACACAUGAUGACACUCAUUCAGAAGAUCAAUCACAUGACACAUUUGUUCUAGAAGUGCAUGAAGCUUCUCCUGACAAGAAAAAGGAUCAAUCAUCUAAGAAGGCCAUUGCAAAAGGGAAAUCAAAUGAUCAAACCACAAUUGAUGAUGUUGAUGCUGCUAAUGAUAUCUCCGAUGAAGCUGAGCAGGAUCCUCCGGUGAUUAAGGUUGUUUUAGAAAAAGCAACUGAGGAGACAAUUGAUGUAGAUAAGGGUGAAGAUGAUGGUCAUGAUGCUAGUGUAGAAGGAGAGGAGAAAGGAGAAGAGAAGUCAGAUCAGGCUCCAACAACAGUGGCAAGAGACACUGUAAUAGAUAAAGGUAAACAGAUUGCUACUGACUCAGAUGAUUUUGGUCAAGGGCCUAUUGAUCUGAGCUCUUUAUCUCUGAUUCAAGCACUAAAGUUAGCAACUCUCACCCAAGUUAAAACCAGCGAGGACUUACUUAAGUCCCAUUCAGUAGACAAAGAGUUGAUAAUAUUGGCACGAGAUGUCUUGGAUAAAAUUUUGCCAUCUUUCAAACCAGACACAUUUGAUCCCUCUGGUAAUUAA